This is a messenger RNA of Cannabis sativa, 1626 nucleotides long. RefSeq lists its product as uncharacterized. The coding region runs from base 430 to 1626 and encodes 398 amino acids. The record is from RefSeq and is a predicted model, not a curated record. Lineage: Eukaryota; Viridiplantae; Streptophyta; Magnoliopsida; Rosales; Cannabaceae. The transcript is spliced from 4 exons.
UUCAAUUUUUGCCCUUAAUAAUAUAUCUUAUAUCAAAUUUUAUACCCCUUACUAAUUUAUACAAAACAAUUCCACUAUUUUCAAAUUCUACCCAAAAUACCCCUUCCAUUUAAUUUUCCCACUCUCUCUUUCCCACUCUGUCUUUCCCUCUCUCUCUGUCUUUCCCACUCUCUCUCCGACUUUUCCUCUUCGUCCCUGCCCAAAAACAAAACAACCGAACAACGAAAUCUAACCCGACGACGACGACCACGCAGACGCCGAACCCAACAACCCUCUUCUUCCCACUCGAUUUUUCCCUCUCUCUCUCUAUCUAUCUCGGUCUUGAAUUCGACCCGUGCUCGUGGAAACCACCACGAACAGUCGCCAACACAGGCCGUCGCCAGUACCCGUGCUCGUCCAAACCCAACACAGGCCAUCGCCACCACAACCAUGGACCGUCGCCACCACCACAAAGCUCAGUCAAAGAUGGCUCCCAGACUCAUUAUUCCAGCACCCGAGCAUUUCACUGGCCGCGUCACAUAUAGGGGCACUGGAAUUUUUGCCAAAAUUAAAGCUCGGUUUGAGGAGUUCAACCUUAACAACACGGCGAAGGAAAGCCGUUUCGGGAGCUUCUGGAAUGCCGUACCACUGACAUUCUCCUCGGUGUUAUUUCACCAGCUGAUGCUCCACAAAAUGAAAGUGGAUGCUCAGGAGGAGUUGAGGAUGAGGUUUUAUGUUGGUCGGAAGGAGGUCCGAUUCGGGGUGCUGGAGUUUGCACUCAUUACGGGUUUGGACUUCUCCUCGGGGCCAACAGAAGAGGAGAAGGCUGCGCAGGUCGCGCGCUCGGGGUCAGACCGAUUGAUCAACAAAUAUUUCAACCGGUCUGAUAGUGUGAAGACAGAAGCACUCCAACUUCAGUUCACAAACUGCCAGAACCCGGAAGACUUGUACAAGCUCGGCUUGUGCUUGUUUGUGGAGUCAGUGCUUCUGGGCCGCGAGGCCAACGCGCUGAUCACGCCUCACAUCAUUAGAUAUGUGGAAGACCUCGAGUUCUUCUUCCGGAUUCCUUGGGGGAAGCACUCAUUCGCCAGACUCAUGCACUCGCUUCAGAAAGACAUGUUGAAACAGAAGGCCAACUACGAGAAGAAGCUGAGUUCGGAUGUUCAGCACGAGUGCAAAUACACAGCAUAUGGCUUCGCACCUGCAGUCCAAUAUUGGGCGUACGAGGCCAUUUUGGAGGUUGGCAAGAGGUAUGGCACGAACCACGGGAUUCGGGGCUCCUUCCACGGACGAGAGGAGGAGGCAUUUGUGAGGACAAUUUCUUACGAUGGUGUGGAGAACCCGGUUGAUGAUGCCGUGGAUGACACGAGAGGCCGAGGCGAGGUAGUCGGGUACCCUUCAGCACCGAAGGCCCCAGCAGAUCCAUCUACCCCACCACCAGCUGCUUCACCCCCAGUAGAAGAGGAUGAGGUCUUCCACGACGAUUACGAUCCUUAUGAGGGAGCUCCAGCGACUCCGAUCGAGGCACAACCUCUUAUCCAUGUACAUGACACCGAGUCGCAGGGUGAGAUUACGUCCAUAGAGGCACAACCCGCAGUGGUUAAGAGCUCGGAAGAGGAAGAGAAAGCCUCCCGUAUGGUUCGGUGA